Molecule: messenger RNA, 422 nt
Organism: Camelina sativa (false flax)
Lineage: Eukaryota; Viridiplantae; Streptophyta; Magnoliopsida; Brassicales; Brassicaceae
Source: RefSeq, a predicted model, not a curated record
GUACUUCUUCUGAUAUUUAUAAAACCAGAGAUAACCGAACAUCAAAGUGAUCAGAUAACCGGAGAUAAAACCGAUUCAAUGGCGGACAUAGCGAUUUUGGUUGCGGAGGAGUACGAAAGGAGGAUGAGACAUCCGGCGGGUUCGAAAUCAGCGCCGGCGGAAUUCGAUUGGAAGAAAAUAACUCCGGCGAAGAUGGCUGUAGCUAUCGACAAGAUGAAGAUUGAGAGUUUGAAGAACAACUUUGAAACUAAAUCUCACUUCGCUCUCGCCAUCUCUCAUGGCUUCUUCUCUGCUUGAUUCUCAAGUUUUGUUUAUAGCUAAUUUCGUUUUUCUUAACCUUAUUAAUCUAUUUGCUUUGUGAAGUUUUUAUGUAAAUAACUUAAGUAAGUAUGUGAAUUAAUCAAAAUGUUACUUUUGGUUUA